Anopheles moucheti is the source of this 2978-nucleotide messenger RNA. RefSeq names its product protein regulator of cytokinesis 1-like. The transcript is spliced from 5 exons. Bases 107 to 2347 code for a protein of 746 amino acids. Gene Ontology annotation, biological process: microtubule cytoskeleton organization; mitotic spindle midzone assembly. Gene Ontology annotation, molecular function: microtubule binding. NCBI's taxonomy places the organism in Eukaryota, Metazoa, Arthropoda, Insecta, Diptera, Culicidae. The record is from RefSeq and is a predicted model, not a curated record. Gene Ontology annotation, cellular component: spindle; mitotic spindle midzone; cytoplasm.
GCAUCCCCGAUACAUAGUAGCCAGUGUAGUUGGGAUUGCUGUUUAGAAAGAAAGUUUACACAGUCUAUCUACAAAAGAGCCUCAAUAAAACGUCGUGCAAAUCGUAAUGGAAUCAUCAACAACCAUGGACGAUGAUCCAUUCCAAAAGAUACAUUUGCACAUGCAGUCAAUCUGUACGGCCGGUUUUAAUCGUAUGUACGCGCUGUGGAGCGAAAUGUUCGACAAGAACCUGUGCUUGGAUUACACCGAACGGUUGCCGGAUCAUAUGACGUCAUUUUUCGACGAAGUGUAUGAAGAAAGCUUUCAGCGCAAGCAGCGCUUCGUGCUGGAAAUAGCACAGCUGCAGCAGGAAGCGGAAAAUUUGCAGCGCCUUCUUGGUGAAAAACACCCUUGUUUGCCCCCCGGUACUGCAACUCAGCCACUGCUAGACCAACGCACGGCACUCGAUGCGAGUCUCGAGCAGAUGAGACGGAAGCUAAACGAACGGCACGAAACCAUCGAUGAGUAUAUGCUCGAGAUGGAAACGUUGUGUGAAGAACUUAGUGAAGAACCACAAAUUCUGUCGAAGGAUCCGCUGCCAACGGAGCAAGAGAUAUCCGAAUUUCGUUCGUAUCUGGACCAUCUAAUGGCCGAGAAGAUGCAGCGUUUGGAAGACAUCACCGUCCUGCGUCGUGAAACGAAGAAACUCAUGGGCUACCUGGAAACGAUUCCACUGUCCGAUGAGCAGCAACGGCUGCUGAAUGCACGGAAGUUUCCACCGACGCGUGAAAACAUGCACAGGCUGCGUGUUCUGCAUGAGGAAACGGUAGCCCAGUACGAAAGUCUCAAGCAGCACAUCGACGAUGUACGGCGUAAGCUGGAGCGAUUGUGGCAUUGUCUCGAAACCGAUCCGGGCGUCAUGAAAAAGUUCGAAAAACUAACUUCCUAUACACAAACCACCUUCGACAAGCUGUUCGCCGAGCACGAUCGGUGUGAAACUUUGAGGCGCGAAAAUAUGAAAGCAUUCGUUGAGAAUACCCGGCACGAAAUCACGGAAUGGUGGGAACGCUGCAUGAAGUCGGCCGAUGAGCGGGCCCGUUUCAGUACGUUCCACUCGCAGGAAUACAACGAAGACACGCUGAAACUUCACGAGCUGGAGCUGGAAAGCUUGAAGGUGUUCUACAACGAGAACGAACCGAUCUUCCAGAUGGUGCUCCAGCGACAGGAGAUGUGGGAUCGCAUGCUGGCGCUCGAGAACAAAUCGAGCGAUCCGACACGGUACAACAACCGCGGUGGAAAGUUGCUAGAGGAGGAAAAGGAACGGCGGCGGAUCAGCUGCCAGCUGCCGAAGAUCGAAGCAAAGCUGCUGGAGGCUUGCAAGCAAUACGAGGAAGAGCACGGACGCAAGUUUACGGUGUACGGUACGGAUGUCCAGGAGAUGAUCGAACAGCAGUGGAAGCAGCGAGAAGAAAGCAAGUAUCAAAUCUCGAGCGCCCGGAAAAAAGCAAACGGAAUCCUGGGAGUAUCAUCUGUCGGGCGCACACCGGGACGUGGCGGUGAUUCGAUAAUGAUUAAAUCAUCCUCCAUUAUGGGCAGCAAUCGAUCGCGUCUAGUGGCUGGGAGUUCCGCCAUGAAAGCGCCGGUAACACCUUUGUUAGUGCGAUCGGCUGCAAAGUCCGGCUCCCAUUUAAAGCGUAAACUGGCAACACCGACAAACAAUACCAUGCACGCAAAGCGAUCGCUUCUGCGGGAAUUGAACAGUCCUGCACCCAAUGGUACGUCCGCAAUCAAUCGAACGGGAACAAAACUUGCAAUUGCGAAAACAGCACCGGGGAAAAUACCAGCCAUCAAGGUGUACGAUACCAAGGCAGGCAGAUCAGCUGCACAGAAGCGGCGUUCGCGUCGAAAAUCGCAGGGCAAACGACGCAGCGUAUCAAUGGCUAAAGUCCCAUCGUUGACUGUAACAUCGUCCGAUGGUACAAUUCUACAGGAAUCGGUGUGUUACGAAAAGAUUGAGAACUUCUUUGACAACAAUGUUCCCAACCGAUCGUCGGUGGUUCCCGAGAAGCACCAGUCACGGCGCAUCACUCGGCUGCAGCAACAUCGAAUGGUGGAACCGCUGAAAUUGUUCGCAACGUCCGACACCAGUUGCACCGGAGGGGAAGAAAAUGUUGAACCAACAACUUCGGCACCUCCCUUUGCUAUGGGUGCUCCCGUCAGCUUUUCGCAUUCUCCCGUCGCCUGCUCAACAAUGCCCCUGCGAUCGCCGGGUAUCGGAACGAACCAUUCGAUGUCGAUCGUGAACAAUACGCGAGGUGGCUCAAGACGGCUAAAGCCUGCCGCUAAAAAUUGUCCCAUCAUAUUCUAACCCUGUAGUCCGUCCUGGCGCACAUACGUUGUUGCAUAUUUGUGUAAUUUUAAAGUUUAAAAUGUAAAAGCUGCGUAAAACGUUUGGAUUAGAGCGACUUCACGCUAGAUGUGCACGCUUAAACAUUGGCUUUACUCGAAACCUUUGCGAAAUGUUGUAUUAAACAAUCGAAAGGAGCCGGUACGUGUGAGGGAAGCUAGUAUUUUGGCGAACGAGAUAUAGAAUGGUUAAAUUGCGUUGGGUAUGUGUUCCACUGGAACUGAUUUGAUGCGGUACCAAAAUGGAUCACCUGUUCCUUCGGUUAAGUGAAUGAAUUGGGUUCAGCUACAUGACCCUACACAUAAUUGUGAUCUUAUUCGAACGGAUUGCGGUUAAUAUCAUUCUGUACAAAGAUAUAUUAUAAUUAUUAUGUUUCAUUCCAAGCGUUGAACUUUAGAACAAUCGAAUGUGCUUUAAAUGCACUCCUCCUUGGAAUCAAAUGGUUGGUCGCGGGUUUUGCUCUCUUUUUUUCUAAUUUACACCCAAAAAAACGCACCUGAACGCUAUCGAUAGGAGAAUAAUUUUAAGCUAUGCGAAAUUUUACUUAAUUGUCGGUACAAAAUCCAUUUAAUCCACUGUUAACGAAUAAAAG